CUCCUGUUCCACACACAAUAACACUGCUUAUGUUUUGCAAGAAUUUUACAUUGGCAUUGCUUGAAUGUCUUUUGUCUGCUUUCCCCUCUGAAGCCUCUCAGAAGAAGAAGAAAAGUGAAGAGGUAAACAGGCUUAAACUCCAGCACAGAGAGGACACAAUGCCAGGCUUGUGAUGUUUAAGGUGGUAUGAGACACAAACUAAAAACCACAUGAAGUUGAAAACAGACUUAUGCUAAGAACAAUGGAUACCCAAAAAGAGAAUGGCAUCUAUCCAAAAGAGAAUGGGAGCCAAAGAAGACCACCCUCCUAUUCUGUGGAGACGCCCUAUGGAUUCCAUUUGGACCUGGACUUUCUCAAGUAUGUCGAUGACAUUGAGAAGGGCAACACUAUUAGGAGGGUGCCAAUGCAGAGAAGGCAAAGAGGACGAAAUAAUGGCAUCCUGUCACGUAACUUAAGCCUUCCGGGAUAUGGAUGUAGAGCUACAGAGUGGAACUCGGUCAGCACUUUAUGGCCCAAAACCAAACUAGGCGACUCUCAGCAACAUUUUGAGUUUCGAUCUAGUGACAGUGUGUCUGCUGGCUAUGCCAGGAGGGGAGAACCCAUUUACAAGUCCUUCACAUCUGCAGAGAUGGAGGCUUUUGAUGAGCAGCCCUUGGGAUGUUAUGUCAGGCCAAAUCUCUUGAGAGCCUCCAGUUUACCCUUGACCGUUUUACUGAGAAAACGCUCUGAGUCAACCGAGGAUCCAACCAGCCCCAGUAGCCCAAAGGAAUAUCUAAUGCAGGAAAAUGGCUCCUCUGAAGACAUCUUCCAUACUUCCGACAGCAGGAUAGGUAGAGCAAACGGGACCCUCCAGCGGCUCACUGCAGCUCUUGAACGGGUUGGGGAAUUGGAAGAAGAGAUCAGAGUCAUUCCUGAGCUCAAGGCACAGAUAUGUAUUUUGCAGGAGGAGCAAGAGAGACUUUUACUCCAGCUACAUUCCCAAAACAAAACCACCAGGCCGCUGGAUGUUCCUCUACACAUAAAUAACUGGGACACUCCUUCAUCCGCCAGAGAAAAUCAAGACAAAGCAAGUGAUGACUGGAUGAAUCGAGAAUAUGACCGGAUAGAGGAAAAUGUCAAGGCUUCUUCUGAUCAAGUUGAUGCGGUUGCAAUGACUUCAAUUUCUGAAAGAAAUCUUCCAGAGAUUGAAAGACGUAAGAUGGUCUCGCGAGAACGAGAUCUCUCAGAUAAUGGAGACAAAGCUAAGUCUCUCACUGAAACUCUCCAGAGGAAAGUUGUUUUGCUGGAACAGAAGCUUCAUGAACUGGAGGUAGAGCUGGACAAGACAAAAGCUUUGCUGAAGCAGCAAGUAGAGGAGAGUCUUCAAAAGGAGGAAAAGGUCAAGCAGUUGACCAUACAGCUUGAAAUGGGGCGCACACUGGCCAAGGUGAUUUCAUCCGAGAGCUCUUUAGUAAGUACACAAAGUCUAGAACCUGUGGCGGAACUGCAGGAAACACUAAUAAGUGGUCAAGAGAUGCCAACAGAGUUGGGAACUGCCCCUCAAGUUCUGGAUCAACCUCCAGUUUCACAUGCAGACAUGGAGCACCAUGUGAAAAGAUUGGAAGAGCUCCUUCAGGAGCAGUGGGAAUGCCUUUGCAAAGACGACUCAUCAGGGAAAAUGUCUUCAGAUCACUUGCCUCCACGUGUUUGCACUAUUCAAGAGCAGUUAACAACUUUAGUCACCCUUCUUGCCCUCUAUGUGUUUCCUACUGGUGAUGCCCCACAGCCAGGAGAGAAUUCCAAGACAGAAAAUUUGAAGACAAUCAGCAAAAGAGACAGUGGGAGCACGGAGGCAGAGGGAAUAAAUACAGCUAUCAAACUACAUGAGCAUGCAGAAGCGGAUGUUGGCCUUGAGAAGAACACGUCUAAAGAAGAAGGCCUAUGGACCACUAAAGAAGAUCUAUGGACCACAUGGACAACAGAUUCCAGUGUACAAACAUGCACAAGUAAAUAUGCAGAAUUCAAUCCAAAAGAAGAUGCCAUAGAUGUAGAGGCCACAAAACAAGACAAUCUGAAUAAGCAAACAAGUCAGGCAAGAGCUCUAGAGGAUCAGAUAGAGGAAGAAAGGAAGGAUUGCAUUUCUUUGCGCGUGGGCUCAGAUCAGAAAUUUCUGGAAGUGAAGGAAUACAGGGAGGCUGUUGAUAAAGAUUUCAUAGAGGCAUGUUAUUUCCUGAGAGACCACAUGGAUAAAGUAUCAGAACCUGAUGAUGAAAUGAGCCAAGCUCUCACUGUGGUGUUCCAGCAGUGGUUUCACGUCUCUGCUGAGGAGGGAGCAUGCGUUGACACUGUUGCUUCAUAUCUCAGUGAGGUUAACUCACAAACACCUACAGUCCUUCAGUUCCUGGUCAACAUGGCAGAUGAUAAUGGGAACACCGCUUUGCAUUAUAGUGUGUCUCAUUGUAACUUCAGCAUCGUCAAGCUCCUUUUAGACACAGGUGUAUGUGAAGUGGACCUGAGAAACAAUUCUGGCUACACCGCUAUCAUGCUGGCCUCCUUGACAGCUGUAGAAUCACCAGGAGACAUGAAAGUGGUCCAGCAGCUGAUGGAGCUUGGUGACGUCAACGCCUGUGUUGGCCAGGUGGGACAAACAGCUCUUCACUUGGCAGUAAGACAUGGACGUGUCCCAAUGGUGCGUCUCCUUCUAGAACAGGGAGCGGAUCCUAAUGCCCAGGAUCACGCAGGAACCACUCCACUGAUCAGCGCCUGUGAUCGGGGACACGUCAAUAUUGUGCGAAUUUUGUUAGAGGAAGCAAACUGCGAUGUCAGCUUAAAAGACAAGGUAAUUUCUUUAUGCGUGUUUGUCCGAAACCUAAGAAGAUGUUCAUCCAACAGUAAAAAGAAUAAUUUAACAGCUAUAAUAACACGUUUGUACAGAAGAUUUCUGGAGGAUUAAAAAAAUGAUUCUGUAUAGGAGUCACUAUGAGUCAGCAGUAUAAGCUGAGUAACUGUAUAAGCAUAAUCCAUAAUCCAUCUUGAAUAUUUUUGUUGGAAAAAACUAUGAAACUUUAUGGGAGGAAGACAACAGCUCUGCAGAGUAAGUUCAGCUUGGGUUAAAGGGCAACAGUGAGCUGUUUCUGCUAGACGGUUGAACUGUAAAAAAGUGCCACCUGCUGGACACAGUCUUGUCUGAUUUCUGGAAAUGGUCAGUAUGUGUUAACAUGAUGUCAGUCUUCAUACAAACAGCCUCUUCAUACAAACAACAACUGAAACUGACAGUCACCAGUGUACAAAUAAUGCUUACAAAGUGUUAGUCUAAUCACUAUGUGUGUCAGAGAAAUCCUUGCUUGGCAGCUGAAAUAAUCCCACACAGAGGUGGCUUCAUCGGCUCUAUAUGAGAAAAUGAGAAAGAAAAAGCCAGUGAGAGAAUGUGGAGGCAUGUAAGACAAAAUGAAAGCUGUCAAGUCUGCUCCCCCACAGCUGAAACUAGAGCGUUAGUCAGGUCACAUCUGCGUCACAUUACAACCGACGAGCUGCUCUGAGAACUAAUAAAUCCUCUGAAACACAGAGCAGGUGCUGUAAAGACUUCCUGCAAUCUUUCAGACAGAAGCAUCCUGUUUAAUGUCCACCUGUUCAAUUCACACAUAUGACAUUCAGGGAAUGAUGAAUAAUAACUAGUGAUGGUAGUAUUUUGUGUGUGUGUGUGUGUGUACCUGGUAUUUAUCACGUUAUGGGGACCAAAUGUCCCCACAAGGAUAGUACUACCAGUAAAUUUGUGAGGUCCCCAUGAGGAAACAGGCUCAUAAAUCAUGCAGAAUGAGUUUUUUUUUGAGAAAGUAAGAGUGUGCACAGCCUCCUGUGAGGGCUAGGUUUAGGUGUUGGGUGAUAGAAAAUACGAUUUGUACAGUAUAAAAACCAUUACGCCUAUGGAAUGUUCCCAUAAAACAUGGAAACACAAUGUGUGUGUGUGUGCGUAUACGUAUGUACAUUACCAUUCAAAAAUCUGGGAUCAGUACAAUGUUUUAAUAUUUUGAAAGAAGACUCUUAUGCUCAUCAAGGCUGCAUUUAUGUGAUCAAAAUACUGUAAAAAAUAGUAAUAUUGUGAAAUAUUAUUUACAUUUUAAAUAACUGUUUUCUGUUUUAAUAUAUUAUAAAAUGUAAUUUAUUCUUGUGAUGCGAAGCUGAAUUUUCAGCAUCAUUAAAACAGUUGUGCUGCCUAUUUAUUUAUUUUAUUUUAUUCUUUUGGAAACAGUAAUACAUAUUUUUAGGAUUAUUUGAUGAGUACAGAAUACAAAUAGAAUUGAAACAGAAAUUCUGGUAAAUAAUAAAUGUGUUGUUAUAUUAUAAAAUAGUGUUGCAAUGGUUCACUGUUAUUUAGGGUCCAGUUCUCACUAUUAACUAACUAUUAACUACAACUUUUGCCUCAAUAAACUCCUUAUUAAUAAUGCUUUAUAAGUAUUAAUAAACAGCCAAUAUGCUAGUAAUAUGCAUGCUAAUAAGCAACUAGUUAAUAGCAAGUGUUACCAUUGCAUUUUCAAAGUCAUCACAAUAGGUUUUUGAACAACAACAAAUAAAUAAAUAAAUAAAAAUAAUAUAAGAUAAAUAGCUUUUCUAAAUGUAUAAAUUCAUCUAAAUGUUUUACUCCUUUUUUUACUUUUAACAGUUGUGCUAAUAUUUUUGAGGAAAUUAUGAUUCAUAGAAAGUGCAAAAGAAGAGCAUCCACAUUUUCGUAACAAUAUAAAACAAUUUUCUGUCACUUUUGAUCAAUUUAAUGCAUUCCUUGCUAAAUAAAAGUUAACAUUUUAAAAAAUAAAAAAUAAAACUUACUUUUACUUAUGCUUGUUCAAAAUUUUUGAACAGUAAUGUGUAUAUAUUACAAUUUCUUGAGUGUUCACACUUUGCUAGUCACCUUGCAAAAUAUCAGCCUAUUCGAUUUACUUUCAAAAAUAAAAGUGGCCCAAAUAAGAAUGAAAAAUGUCAGAUUUAGUGUCACAAAAAAAAAAAAAAAAAGAAAUCUGAUUUGAGCCACAUUUAACAAUGACGUGAAUGUAGUCCCUGACUAGCCUUGUAGCACUACAAUAAAGACAGACUAUAUCCACAUUCUGUUUAGAUCUCUGUAGAUGCCAUAUUGUGUAUCAUAUUCACACAUCUCUGUUUUGU
This is a messenger RNA of Labeo rohita (rohu), 5136 nucleotides long. Its product is annotated as KN motif and ankyrin repeat domain-containing protein 4. The record is from RefSeq and is a predicted model, not a curated record. Bases 230 to 2932 code for a protein of 900 amino acids. Gene Ontology annotation, biological process: negative regulation of actin filament polymerization. Gene Ontology annotation, molecular function: protein binding. Gene Ontology annotation, cellular component: cytoskeleton; cytoplasm. The transcript has 9 exons. Lineage: Eukaryota; Metazoa; Chordata; Actinopteri; Cypriniformes; Cyprinidae.